Pelodiscus sinensis (Chinese soft-shelled turtle) is the source of this 3009-nucleotide messenger RNA. The record is from RefSeq and is a predicted model, not a curated record. Lineage: Eukaryota; Metazoa; Chordata; Testudines; Trionychidae.
CAGACACGCUCCCUCUCAGAUCACUGCCAAGAAAAAUGACUGCUGGUUCAGUAUCAGUGCCUCAGAUUAUACCACUUCGACUCCCUUUGCCUGGGAAGGCUAAACAUGAAAUAGACACAAAUACAUUUGUAGAAAUAAAAUCAGAUACUCCCGAAGUCACUAUAUAUUACACUUUAGAUGGAAGUAAACCUGAACUCUUUAGAAGACCUGGCUAUAGUGAACAUAACACGUUUAAGUACAAGGGACCUAUCACAUUACCUGAUGGGAAAAUAACAGUAAAAGCUUUGGCAGUCACCAAAGACUGCAGGGAGAGUGCCAUUGUAACCAAGAUAUUUCUGGUAGAAUAUGAGCCACCAAAAGUACUCCUUGCUGAUGAAGAUAAUGAUGAAAAUUUCCUGAAAGACCUCUCCAAUCAGGAGCUGGAAGAUGGACGGCCUGUCACAAAAUUAAAAAAGAAAGGAGUGAAUGUGGAAAGCAAAUCCAGCUGUAAUGAUACAGCCCAAGAAUUUCAAGACUUGGAGGUAGAGAGAAGAACUGUCCCCCAGUCUUUGAAAGGGUCACAGUCCUUAAAUGGUCGUCUGGAAACACCAGGAAACAGAGAAAAGUCGAUCUCAGCACUACCAGCACACCAGUCCCAGUUAAUGAGUUCUGCAGUGUCUAGCAGGAAAAAUCUAACAAGCACACAGGCAAUGAGAAUCCAGAGGGAAACAGACUUCCUCAAGUGUGCAAAUUGCUUAGCUCCUCGCCCAUCUGAUCCCUUUGCUCGCUUCUGUCAAGAAUGCGGUUCUCCUAUCCUGCCAGUGCCAGGGGGUCGCCUUCCACCGCCUGAAGGAGCUCAGAUGGGACUAUGUGUCGAAUGCCGAACUAUGGUGCCAAUGAACACCCCCACUUGUAUCGUAUGUGAGGCCCCCAUAGCUCCACAGCUGCAGCCCCAGGCCAGCAUCUGCUUAAAGGGCAAGAUAAUCUGUCGGAUGUGUGGCACCGGAAAUCCUAUUCACAUAAAACACUGUGUGACUUGUGAAAGCAGACUGCCUGAAACACAGACGCCUGCACUCGGCGGAGAUAUACCUCCACCUUUAUCUAGUCAUCGAGGGAAAACAAUAUCUUGCUCAAAAUGUGGCCGUGAUAACCCCUGUGAUGCUCGUUUCUGUGACUGGUGUGGAGCCAAGCCAGGUCCCCCUCCAAGCUUAUUCACUUGCUUCAAGUGUGGUGCAAGCAACCACCCAUAUGCCAGAUUCUGUGGAUCUUGUGGUGUUUAUAUUGAGCCUCCAUCAAGACUAGGCUCUGAGAAUAGCGUGCUGUUGGGUGCUGGAGAUACCUCUGUGUUUUCGGAGGGUAAAGGAUUACAGACUCGAGCUGCCUGGGAGCCUCUGGGGGUUUCAUUAUCAAAGUCAAGACUAGAUAGAACAGGAAGAAAAGAGAAAGGAACCCAGACUAUUGGCCUGUUCUAUCCAUCCAGCAAACUCUUGGAGAAAAAGGAACUUGAGCUGAUUUCUCAAAAAGAAAAGCAGGAGAAGAUGAGUGAUCACAAGCCACUGCUCACAGCCAUCAGUCCUGGAAGAGGGUACUGGAGAAAACAAUUAGAUCAUGUCUGUGCUCAUCUUAGAAGCUAUGCUCAGAACAACCCAGAGUUCAGGGCUUUGAUUGGAGAACCUCGAAUGGGAAAGAUUAUUUCUGCAACAGUCCAUGAGGAUGGUUAUGAAGUCAGUCUCAGAUUAAAUUAUAUUCUUGCCAUAAACAAGGAUAUUCUCAUUGGUAAGCCAAUGACCUCUGACGAUGAUUAUCUGAGCACUGUGGCAGAAGGCAGAGAUGGACUGUAUGAUAGUCAGGCUAGUUUGGAGUGUGAAGAGGGUCACAACAUCUCAAGUUCCAGAGAAAAAGUAAAAAGAACAAAGAAGACAAGGAAAUUUCUAGAAAAAGAAGAUAAGCUAUCUCCAGAGUCCAGACAGUUACUGAAAGAAGUGGGUCCAGAGGGGGAAGGAAGAAUUUCAUUGGUAGAACAACUGCUUGAUGAAGGAGCUGAUCCCAACUGCACCAACAGUGAAGGCCGACCUGCUUUAACAGUUGCUGUCCUAAACAGACAUGAUGAAGUGGUUCCAGUUCUCGUGCAGAAAGGUGCCGAUACCGACCAGCAGUCAGGACCGCAUAACAACACAGCUCUGCAUGAAGCAGCUUUGCUUGGAUUAGAGGGAAAGAAAUGCAUCAGUGUCUUAUUAGGCUGCAAUGCAAACAUUAAAAAGAAGAAUGAAAAAGGGCUAUCAGCAUAUGACUUGGCACUGAAGACUGGGAAUGAGGAAAUAAUUUCAAUGUUCGCUAGCAAGAUCGGGCAGGGAAUGCUGGACAAACUGACCAAGCCCAAGAAUAUCAGUCUGGCCCUAGCUUGAUUGUAGCUUUCUUAUCCAAUGUGCUGGAUGUGUUUUUUUUGUUUUAAGUCUUCAAAUACAAAACACACACCCUGACUCCAAGGGCUUAGAAUCAAGCAAGAGGCUGACUACUUGUGAUCUUGAUAUCAAAAAGUAUCUUAUACUUGUAAAAACGACAGGAUUGAGCCCAAGACAGUAACUGUGCCUUUUAGAUUAGGAGGAUGUUGGAAAUCUUAAAUGGAUUAUUCACCACUUCCACAGUGGUACCCCAAAACAGCAUUUACUAUGUUUAACUCAUUUUAAAGUAAAAAAAUGAAUUGUUAACUAUUCUUGUAGGAGAGUGUUACAUUUCACCAUACAAUACUCAAUCUGAGCAGUUCAGUAAGUCAUUGGGGAUUAAGUUGCCUUUAGACGUGUCAAUGUGAGAGUUUCAAAGGAGAUCUAAGAGAUUUAGGAACACAAACCUCAUUGAAAGCCAAGCGGAAGCAUUCCAAGUCAAUGGUAGCUGCAAUCCUAAAUCCCUGAAGUGAUUUAUAAAAAUCCCCCCCUUUGUUUAUAAGUACACAUUCCUUUGAUCCUUCCAUGAACCUUCCAUGAAAGGGAUCAGAACUACCACCACCACGCAGGCACAGACAGCUCUAGAGAA